Tympanuchus pallidicinctus (lesser prairie-chicken) is the source of this 1419-nucleotide messenger RNA. RefSeq names its product MAK16 homolog (gene MAK16). Gene Ontology annotation, cellular component: nucleolus; preribosome, large subunit precursor. The transcript has 10 exons. The record is from RefSeq and is a predicted model, not a curated record. The coding region runs from base 110 to 988 and encodes 292 amino acids. Gene Ontology annotation, biological process: maturation of LSU-rRNA; maturation of 5.8S rRNA. NCBI's taxonomy places the organism in Eukaryota, Metazoa, Chordata, Aves, Galliformes, Phasianidae.
GAGACCCUCGCAAAAAGCCUCGCGACACUCACGCGAGACUCUCUCUUCCCGGAUGCCCCGCCCCCUUCCGGUGAUGGCGGCGCUCUAGGCCGCGCGGUUCGGCGCCGCCAUGCACUCGGAUGAUAUUGUCUGGGACACGCUCGGAAACAAGCAGUUCUGCUCCUACAAGAUCAGGACCAAAACCCAGAGCUUCUGUCGCAAUGAAUACAACCUGACUGGGCUGUGUAACCGCUCCUCCUGCCCGCUGGCCAACAGUCAGUAUGCAACCAUCCGUGAGGAGAAGGGCCGAUGUUACCUGUACAUGAAGACCAUAGAGCGCGCUCCGUUUCCCCGUCGGCUGUGGGAGCGGGUCCUGCUGAGCAAGAACUAUGAGAAAGCACUGGAGGAGAUAGAUGAGAAUCUCAUCUACUGGCCACGGUUCAUCCGACACAAAUGCAAGCAGCGGUUCACCAAGAUCACCCAGUACCUCAUCCGCAUCCGGAAGCUGACUCUAAAGAGACAGAGGAAGAUCGUUCCAUUAAGUAGAAAGAUUGAAAGGCGAGAGAAGAGGAGAGAGGAGAAAGCCCUGAUUGCUGCUCAGCUAGAUAAUGCCAUUGAGAAGGAAUUGCUGGAGAGACUGAAGCAGGACACGUAUGGAGACAUUUACAACUUCCCCAUUCAUGCCUUUGACAAAGCCCUACAACAGCAGGAUGCAGAAAGUGAGAGCGAGUCUGACAUGGAAAAGGAAGAAGAUGAUGAUGAGGACAAAGAUAAAAGAGAGUUUGUGGAAGCAGAUGACAGUGACCUCAGCGACUUUGAGGACAUGGAUAAGUUAGAGACAAGUAGUGAAGAGGAGCAGGAAGAUGAGGAAGAAACAGAGAAGAAAGCAUCUCGCUCCACAUCUAAGGGGAAAACUCCUUUGAAAGGACCAACCAGAAGAAAACGCCCUUACAUUGAAAUAGAGUAUGAGGAAGAAACAGAGCCAGCCACCAAAACAAAAGUGUCCUGACUCUCCUGAACUUGCAUUUUUUUGCUGAAUGACAACACCAGAUGUGUCCAUUAGAACUACUGCAGCUUUCACCACUUCAAACAGGAUUAUCAAAAAUUGCUUUUUCAAUAUUGUAGCUUAAUAAUUUUUUUUUUUUAAAAGGAGAUGAGGAUUUCUGUCCUGAGCCCAGGCGAUCGCAGCAAGUCUGUACAACUGUUGUAUAAAGUGUAGUUUUAAGACCCCAACUUCUGUACAACCACGUGAGGCUCAGCAAGGACUGCUCCACAAAAGAACCUGGACUGGAGACAAUGCUGCUUUGUUCUCAAGCUGGAGAAGCCUGCUUGGGGCUAGGAGAGCACUGAAGCAAACCUUGUUUGAGGGAGGUGUGAGACAAAAGAGGAGGACAAAGUAACUUAAAUAAAAAAAAAUAUUUUACUGUACAAAAAGCAGAA